Molecule: messenger RNA, 1086 nt
Organism: Python bivittatus (Burmese python)
Lineage: Eukaryota; Metazoa; Chordata; Lepidosauria; Squamata; Pythonidae
Source: RefSeq, a predicted model, not a curated record
AUGAAACAAUGGAUAUUUGUCUUAUGCCUUUUAGGAUCAUGUUCUGCUUUGCCGAUACUGCCUCGUCAUGCUGGGAUUCCUGGAAUGGGUAGUAUAAGCCUUGAGUAUGCCCAACCUUAUAGCUAUGCUGAUCCAUUUCAUUCAAUGUGGAUGCACAAUUUCCUACCAUCCCAUUCAUCAUUCUACUUGAUAAGGCAAAGACCUCAACAUGAAACUCAACAGUAUGAAUACUCAAUGCCGGUGCACCCUCCUCCAUUGCCAUCUCAAACAACCACUCUGCUUCAACAACCUGGGAUACAAGAGCAACCUCAUUACCAUUACACACAUUUCAUUCCUACAAGGCAAAUGCAAAUACAAAAUUACGAUGUACAGCCAGCAUUUCAGCCAAACCAGUUUUCUCCCUCAGAAGGAAAUCAACCAGAUGUUCAGCAACAGCCAUCACCAUCGGACAGACAAACUCAGCAGAUCUACCCUGGUUUAUUUGGAACCCAGCAAAACACAGCCCAACAACCACAGCAACGAUAUAUUUAUCCCAGUUUGCAAUAUAUGUCUUAUGUAGCAAACCAAGGAGCUCCUACCGGAUUAGGAAUAGUAAGCUCUGAAGAAAUGCAGGGUGGGGGAUUUGGUGCACCAGCCUAUCGAGCAGCAGGCCCCCAUCUCUUUCCCAUGGAUGCUAGAUUUGGAAAUAUGCCACUGAAUAGAGGCCAACCAGGAGACUACACAGUUGAAGAUGAUCAGCUGGGCAUCACAGAACAGCCUGAAGUUCAAGGAGGAGCUAAUCUAGGGUCCAACCCUUCAGGGAGAGGGAACAAUGUAAUCCCUGUAGAUGGCAACCUAGGGGUUGCCUUGCCCAAUGUCAAUAACAAUCUGUUAAACCCUGCUGCUCAGAGUAAAGGGCAGCCAAGUGCACCCCAAGCCACUGCAUUGCCUCCAGCAACUCAUGAUAGCUUCAUUCCUUUGGAGGCUGCUGACACUGCCAUGCCUUUGGAUCCUACCAUGUUUCCUGACUCCUUUUACUCAACUGGAGGAAAUGAGGCUGGCCAGCCACAACUCAGUCAAAACAGCUGGCAUUUCCAAGAGCCCUGA